AUGAAACGCUCAAAGUUGCUAUCGCACGGACAACACGCCAUUCUCCUUAGUAGUGCGCUAUUAGCAGGAGCUGCCUUUCGUAUUUUCUCAAGGGGACCAUUCACGCCAUUAUCAUGUUCACUUUUUAACACGGGAUGCUUGCCCGAACCACCGAUACAAGUGUUACAUGUCGACAACGAUUAUGCUCAUGUGCUUGAUUUAUUCAAGGAUAACAUUGAACGUGGCGAUGAUAUUGGUGCAGGUGUAGCAGCCUAUGUCAAUGGGCAGUUGGUAGUAGAUGUGCGAGGUGGAUGGCAGGAUGUCGCCAAGGGAACGCCCUACACUGAUAACACGCUGAACAUGGUGUAUUCAUCAACCAAGAUGCUGUCCGCCAUCACCGUGGCUCACAUUGUCGACAAGGGCGCUUUAUCAUAUGACGAAAAGAUUGCAACGUAUUGGCCAGAAUUCGCACAAGGCAACAAGGAGAAUGUAACAGUUGGUGAUUUGAUGCAACACGUUGCAGGAGUACCGUUUCUCGAUCGCCCCAUUACGUCUGCUGAAAUGGAAGACUCUGAGCGUUUCUCGAAUAUCCUUGCGUCUCAACGGCACAUCUUUGAUGGUGAAAGGAAACGAAGUUAUCAUGCUAUUGUUGGAGGAUGGUACAUCAAUGAGGUUCUCAAGCGUGCUGCCAAUGAAACAGUGGACUCAGUGGCUGCCAAGUUCAACGACGCUUAUGAUAUCGAAUGGCGCCUUAAGCCUUAUCAGCAAGAAUACGAUGAUCGCAUUGCCCACUUUUAUACGCUACCUUGGUAUCAUCAACUCUACCAUCACUUAGUUGGAGGGAUGGAAACGGUCAAAACAUUUUGGGAGGCAUACACGGAUGAAUAUCAGAUCCUUGUCAAUACGGGUGCACAAAUUGGUCCCGACAGUGCUGGUCCUGAUCGCAUUACCAGUUUACGCUAUCGUCGAUUGGAAGGUCCCGCCUAUUCAGGUUUCACCAAUGCUCGCUCGGUUGCUAAACUUGCAGCCAUGAUGGCCAAUGGAGGAAAAGCGAUCGUACCAGGAGAACCGGAUUUGCUUAGUGCUCAGACGUAUGCAUUGGCCAGCGAACCGAUGGAAGCGGAAUACGAUAUGUGUAUUCGCAUGCCUAUUCGUUCUACGCGUGGUGGAUUUGCGGUUUUCGAUCACAUGAAGAUUGGUGGGCUUGAGUUUACAGGGUGGACAGGAUAUAGUGGAAGCCUCUUUUUAUGGAACGAAGAGUACAAGGUUGGAUUUGGCUAUGUCCCAAAUGCGGUGCAUCUAGACAUGCCUCCUGAUCGAAGAAGUCUUCGCCUGUUGGAAGCCAUUGCCAGCCAAGCCAAAGCGAGUAGGAUAUCCACGUGA
Molecule: messenger RNA, 1362 nt
Organism: Lichtheimia ornata
Lineage: Eukaryota; Fungi; Mucoromycota; Mucoromycetes; Mucorales; Lichtheimiaceae
Exons: 4
Coding region: 1-1362 (453 amino acids)
Source: RefSeq, a predicted model, not a curated record